AUGGCAACGGCUCCAAGACGGAUCAGAUCACGAGAUCAAUCAAAAUCAAUGCGUUCUAAUUACGUCCCUUCCCCUUCCAGAUCUAGAGAUAAUCCUCUUCCUCGACAUGGUCUGCACUGCACGGCAUUUCUGUCCUACAACCAGGCGCACAUUGGAUCGAUCGACCCUUUUUUUCUAGACACACCCCAGCGAAAGGUAGUCCUCCUGGGGAUCCAACGCAUACCAGGAGAUUUCGCUGUUGUCGCCGAGCUGGUCGAACUUGCGUGUCUUGCAGUGAUGACGCAGCAACAACCGGUACUGGCAUUCUCUUCGGGAGGGUCAGAGCCGGAGAAUCACUCGAGGAGUGCAACGUGUCGGUAUGACGUCCUAACCAAGUCGGUGGAUUUCUUGGAUACAUGGGGUCCUGGAUACUUCGUUCACAAUAGGGCCGAUCCUCGCAAGAUCCACGCCAUCGCGAUAGGCGGUGGACAUGUCCUGUUGGCCGACAGCGAGACCUUGCGCUUCCACUGGGCCAAAGGAUCAUUACUAGACAGCGCACCCCAGGCCACUUUCGAUGCCGACACGAUGAUGAGAAUAGGAACCGCCGUGAGCAUCAACCAAAAUUGCAGUAUGGACGAAUCCACGUACAGAAAGAGCUCGUUUUGCGCCUUACAGCCACUCGACACCCAGGGAGUGUUUUGGGAGGCUCAGGAAAGACAAGCCGGGUUCCAAGGCGGGCAGUAUCUUACAGGAACCUACAGCCAGACCUGGAAUAAAAUCCCGGGAAUCACCCUCAAGCAACGCAGCCUUCAACGCUCCGAUUGGCACUUGGUCAGUUUCUGCACCAGCGUCGCUCGCCGAGUGUCCCUGCGCGAGCUCGUCACCGAUCUUCUCCCGACGUUCGUCAAUCCCCUCGAGCAGGACACCUGGGACGAACUUGUCAACGUCCACCACAUCGUCCAGAACUUCACCCGGGGCAAUCUUUUUGACUGGCUCCGCACCCUUUCGCCCCGCCUGCAACGGUACGUGUUCGCUCUCAUCCGCGCCAUCCUCGAACAACUCCAGCACACGGGGCUGGACCGGGGGAACGCCACUCUGGCAAUCGCCUGGCCUCAAGAGGGCGACCUCGAACGCGGCCUGAAGAUCCCCUGCAAAGCGCAGACCUGUUGGGCACAAAUCAUCGCCGACGCGGAAGAUUGCGCCACCUUUGCAUACGUCACGUCAAAGCGCCUCGAGACGAACCAGGUGAAGUGCCGGGGCGUCCAGAGAGCGUGGCAAAACGCGAGCAAGGCGCUGGUGACCGAGGUAAGCCGCAGCCAGCCCGAGGGACAGCCGAUCCCAGCUCGUCCGGACCAUGUCAUCGACACCGCCGCCGCCGCCUCGGCGACCACGACGACAACCAUUUCGGCGCAGACGGCCUGGCAGCUGGAGGACCAGAAGACCUACUACAUCAAGAAACUCGACUCUCUGCUGCGCGUCAAGGUUGAAAAACCGAGGUCGGCCAGCAACGACGUCGCGCACUUGGUGGUGACGAGCAGCAACAUCCCGCGGGCCCGGUGGAAGAGGUUGCUGGUGAGGGAGAAGGAAAGGGGCAACUGUCGGAUCAGGGAGCGGCAGGCGAGUGGGGACUGCGCGGAGCGUGUUAUUGUCAGGGCCGCGCUGAUUGGGACGUAA
Molecule: messenger RNA, 1653 nt
Organism: Cladophialophora immunda
Lineage: Eukaryota; Fungi; Ascomycota; Eurotiomycetes; Chaetothyriales; Herpotrichiellaceae
Exons: 2
Coding region: 1-1653 (550 amino acids)
Source: RefSeq, a predicted model, not a curated record